Molecule: messenger RNA, 1635 nt
Organism: Nicotiana tabacum (common tobacco)
Lineage: Eukaryota; Viridiplantae; Streptophyta; Magnoliopsida; Solanales; Solanaceae
Source: RefSeq, a predicted model, not a curated record
CCCUAAUAUUGAGAAGCCGAAGGAGCCGAAUUCGGACAAGCAAAUACAAAUUCUAGCAGAUACCACACUCUGACGUAAACCUCUCCGCAGCUAUCAUAAAUCCACAGGUGUAUUGUGAUUAGUUCUUUGUAUACGAUUAUAGUAUUGUAUCAAAGAAAAAAAGAAGAAGUGAUGGCGUGGAGGCUGAGCAGGGGUGAUAUAGCCGGAUUCAGAAUACUGUUUAGUUUGGGGAUAUUGUACGGAUUGAUAUCGGUGCUGGUAUACUCCAUCAUUCACAUGAAGUUCAUCACACCACUUGGGAUGGAGGCUCCUCUUGAUCGCUUCUCUGAGGGCAGAGCUGUUGAGCAUGUUCGCGUCUUGUCUAAAGAUAUCGGAGGUCGCCAGGAAGGGCGUCAAGGUUUGAAACAAGCAGCUCAAUAUAUUAAGACGCAGUUGGAAAUGAUGAAGGAGCGAGCUCAGCCUGGUAUUAGAAUAGAGAUAGAGGAGACCAUUGUUAAUGGCUCCUUCAACAUGAUCUUUUUACGGCAUGGCAUUUCCCUGGCUUAUAGAAAUCAUAUAAAUAUUAUUAUGAGAAUCUCAUCAGUAGAUUCAGGAGAAAAUGAUACUGCAGUUUUGGUCAAUGGCCAUUUCGAUACUCCACCUGGUUCUCCAGGAGCUGGUGAUUGUGGUUCAUGUGUUGCAUCGAUGCUCGAGCUAGCAAGACUCUCUAUAGAUUCUGGCUGGAUUCCACCUAGACCAGUUAUAUUUCUGUUUAAUGGAGCUGAAGAACUGUUUAUGCUGGGUUCACACGGUUUCAUAACUACACAUAGAUGGAACGAGACGGUUGGAGCAUUUAUAGAUAUUGAAGCAUCUGGGACCGGAGGCUUUGGUAGGUGCCUGCAUUCAUACUAUUGUGGCAUGUUUAUUACUUGCUUCCUGCUAUUACAAUCUUGUAAAGAGGGAUAAAUGAAAGCAUAGGGAUAAAUAUAAAGCAUUAUUUUUUUUUGUUGCCCAAUGCUAAAGUAAUUGAUUGGUAAGGGAGAAGGAUUGGUCUGGAAUCAUUUUAUGGAGAAUAUUUUGUCAUGACCCAAAUUACCCAUGCUGUGAUUGGCACCCAACACCCCCAUGUUGAGCGAACCAUGAACAUUUACCAGAUAUAAAUUAUAAUAUGGACAGUAAUAUAAUAAUCAGAAUCUAAUAAAUCUGAUACAACACAUAAAUCAACAUAAUACAGGACUGGGUUCCAACUAAGUCAUGAGCCUGUAGAAGUAGAAAAGUACAUCAACAGUUUGAAUACAAACUACAUAAAGAUAAAAGAGAAGCCAAGCCACUGCAAACCCGGCAAGAAGCAAGAAGCUCACCACUGAUACUGAUAUAAAUGCUGGAAUCUCAAUCACGGGUCCCUCUAGUACUUGGAUCCGAAUAUGCAUAUAGAUUGCAGGGAAAAGAGGGCGAGUAAUCAUUGACCGCCUCCCACGAAGCAUUGGCAAGAGUCAAUUAAGAAAGUAGUCAUUAAAACAUAACUCGAGCCAGUAUUAUAUUUGUGAGAAUGCACGGGAGAAAAAUCUUAGUAUUGAUAUUUUAUGUUAAAUGAGCCCUAUUCACAAACUUUGUAGCAAUAUCUCUCGAGAGUAUCUUUUCUCUAACAAAGUGACA